Molecule: messenger RNA, 1377 nt
Organism: Hyaloperonospora brassicae
Lineage: Eukaryota; Oomycota; Peronosporomycetes; Peronosporales; Peronosporaceae
Source: the annotation of a GenBank genome assembly
AUGCAGUUCCUCCCCGCAAGCACUGGUCGUGCGUUCGCCACGGGGGACAAGCGCUACACGCCCGUGAACGAAGUCCCGGCCAGCGUCUUACAGAACAUUGGCUCAGACGUGAUCUUUUCCCCGGGGUUUGCUGCUCGAGACGAGCAUGCGCCUGUGACCGGUGCGGUUCCCGCGUACUUGGACGCCCAAGCCACGUCACCGGUGGAUCCGCGUGUCGUGGACGCUAUGAUGCCGUACAUGACGCACGCGUUCGGCAACCCGCACUCGUCGACGCACGAGUUUGGCUGGGACGCGAGCAAGGCGGUGGAACGCGCUCGGGCGAGCGUCGCCGACUUGAUCCACGCGGACGCAAAAGAGAUUGUGUUUACGUCGGGUGCUACCGAGAGCAACAAUGCGAUCCUGAAGGGUGUCGCCCACUUUACGAAAGCCAAGAAGAAGCACAUUAUCACGACGCAGAUUGAGCACAAGUGCGUGCUGGACUCGUGUCGUGUAUUGGAGACCGAGGGCUUUGAGAUCACGUACUUGCCAGUGGGUACGAACGGACUGGUGGACCUGGAGCAGCUCCAGGCUGCUAUUCGUCCGGACACUGCUCUGGUGUCGGUGAUUGCUGUGCACAAUGAGAUUGGCGUAUUGCAGCCACUGAAGGAGAUUGGUCAGAUCUGUCGAGACCGCAAAGUGUUUUUCCACACGGACGCGGCGCAGAUGGUGGGUAAACUGCCACUGGAUGUGAACGCGAUGAACAUUGACGUCAUGUCCAUGUCGGGGCACAAGAUCUAUGGUCCAAAGGGCGUUGGGGCCAUGUACGUCCGUCGCCGUCCCCGUAUUCGUCUUGAACCCAUUAUCUCAGGUGGCGGUCAAGAACGGGGUCUACGAAGUGGCACGCUAGCAACUCCUCUGGUCGUGGGUUUUGGAAAAGCCUGUGAAGUUGCUGCGCAGGAAAUGGAGAACGAUCAUCGAUGGGUCAAGUACUUGUCGGACAAGCUGUACCGCGGCAUCACGGACCGCAUCGAACACGUUGUGCUCAAUGGCGACAAGGAGCAGCGAUACCCGGGCAAUAUCAACUUGUCGUUUGCGUAUGUGGAAGGCGAGAGUUUGCUCAUGGCGCUGAAGAAUCUUGCUGUUUCGUCGGGUAGUGCAUGCACGAGUGCAUCACUCGAGCCAUCGUACGUGCUGCGUGCGAUUGGCGUAGGGGAAGACUUAGCGCACACGUCGAUUCGCUUUGGCAUUGGCCGAUUUACGACCGAGGAGGAGAUUGACUAUGCAGUCGAGUUGUGCGUCAAGCACGUGACGCGUCUACGCGAGAUGAGUCCUCUCUGGGAAAUGGUGCAGGAGGGCAUUGACCCCAACACGAUCCAGUGGAGUCAGGAUGCACAUUAA